UAUUAAGACAAAUUAUUUGGGAGUUAUUCAGUCAUUCAUAGGCUAUCACUCGUGGCCAGGUAUGAUUGCCUUCCAAGUGUUGGGUCUUGGCAGUGGCUCUGUAGGUGACUGUAGAGACCUAUUCUUGAUCCAUGUGUUGUUUCACAAUAAGGAAAUCAUGUCUGAAGGAAAUAGCAUUGAACAGUUUCACAAUGCCUGUAUUUGGCAAGAGUCUGUUUUUAUGCUACUGUUAAACCACUAAAGUGACUGUUUCACACUGGGGUGGUUGUACAAGGGGAUGCACACAAGAGAGAUGGGCAUUGUGACCCAAUUCACAAUAGGACUGAUGAGCAAUGGGACCAAUACACAUUAGAAUCCAAUGUGCUACUGGACUGAUGCACAUCAGGAUUGAUGCAAAAUGGGAUCUAGUGUGCAUCAGGACACCAGCUAGAAAAUGUGGAUACACAUUGGUAGAGUCUAAUGUGAACCAGGACACCCUUGGUGUCCCUUUAUGCAUCUUAGCAAUUCACCAAUGUUCCUUAGAGCAGGGAUGUUGGCCACAUCAGCCUUGGGAUUGCCUUCAAAGGGUCAUUAAAUCCAUGAACAGAGAAUCCAUAAAUACAAUUUUUAACAUAGUGGUCGGUGCUCUUUACCCAGUUAUUGAAUAACAAUUCCAUAACUUGUGAUUAUCCACCAUGUGGAUUUAGGAUGAUGAGAAUUGCAACCCAACAGAACCUGUGUUGAGUAAAGGUGAAAGGACAUUUUAAAGUCAGGCCCCUUCUACACUGCCAUAUAAAAUUCAGAUUAUCUGCUUUGAACUGGAUUAUCUGGCAGUGUAGGCUCACAUAAUUCAGUUCAAAGCAGAUAACUUUUUUCUGCUUUGAUGAUCUAGAUUAUAUGGCAACGUAGAAGGGGCCUCAGACAUCAUAUCCCCAAGCCUUGUAUCUAAAUUCAAACCCCACUAUUCUGACUAAACAGAACAAAUUGCAGCAUUUCAGAUGUUACUGUAUCACAACUCCAUCAGCUCUAGUGAUGAUGUCUAAUGGAGAGGAAUACAGGAGUUGUAGUACAGCAUCUGGAGGGCCACAUAAAAUUACAUGGCAGGCUGAAUUUGGCUCAUGGCCUCUGAGUUUGACACAUACUCCUUAGAGCCUCUGUAUGAUUUAUGCAACAUAAAUCAUAAAUCAUAAUAGUCAAAUUCUGGUCAUCCUCUGAUAUUGUGUCAGAAGUUUUUGUAAAAACUGGUAAUUUAGUUAAGUGACAGGCAACAAACAUUAUCCAAAUUUUAUCCAGUCCACCCCACACCACCAAUGGGAUGGUACCAAAGGAAAUUGUUAUUCAUAAUAAUCUUAAAUCCUGUUUAUUUCAGUCAAUCUACUACAGUAGAGUCUCACUUAUCCAACGUUCUGGAUUAUCCAACGCAUUUUUGUAGUCAAUGUUUUCAAAACAUCAUGAUAUUUUGGUGCUAAAUUCAUAAAUACUUUAUUUACUACAUAGCAUUACUGCGUAUUGAACUACUUUUUCUGUCAAAUUUGUUGUAUAACGUGUUGUUUUGGUGCUUAAUUUGUAAAAUCAUAACCUAAUUUGGUGUUUAAUAGGCUUCUCCUUCAUCUCUCCUUGUUAUCCAACAUAUUCGCUUAUCCAACGUUCUGCCGGCCCGUUUAUGUUGGAUAAUUGAGACUCUACUGUAUAAGUAUGAUUAUGGGCCCUUCCAGACAGUAGAAACUCAGGAGGAAGUGUGUUAUUUUAACACACACCUUCCCAGAUUUGUGUCCCAAUUCAAAACUCGAGCUUUCCUUUGAGGUGUGGCUAGAUGCCAUCCUGGGUCAACCAAAACAUUUAUUUCCUCCCCUUCCUCUUGACACAUCAUUUUUAUGCACUGCUGGGAUGCCCCUUCAGUAAGUUUUUUUAAAAUGGGGGGCUGGAGGGGGGUGCCCUUCCACGAGCCUGAAGAACCAGGAUGGCUAUGGGUACUGACCCCCGGGACUGUGGAAGCAGUACCGGGAGGCAAUCCCAAAGGGCCCUCACAUGGAAAGAUCUGGACCUUUGCUUAAGAUCCAGAUCUUUCCAGAUGUUUAAUUAAUCUGGAGCAAACCGGUAAAUCCCAGUUUUCUCUGGACUAAUUCAUUUUUACCUGAGACAUCAUUUGGAUGCCUCGGGUAAAAGUGAGACAGAUCCCACGUUUCGGGCCUAUCUGGAAGGGCCCUGUCUUGGGAUCCAGCUCAUUGGAUAGGAAACAGCCUUAGAUUGUUUCCAUAGAGUUUUCUAAGGUAAGGGACACUGAGAGGUAGCUGGCCAUUGUCUUCCUCUGAAGUAUAGUAUACAUCACCUUGGUUGAGCCCAAGAGGUCUUUGCUGGAUCUGUUGUCUCUUGGGAAUGGAAGAACUUCUAUUUACCCAACAACCAGCUCAACCUAACUCCCUGCAUCUAAACCUUAUUAGUCUUUCAUUUCUUGAUUUAAAGAGUGACAUUAAACACCCUGCUCUCUGAUUGAUUAGGUCAUCCUAGAGUCUCUGUACAUCCCAGAGAGCUCUUUCACAAGGGCAAUCUAUUGUAAAAACUUCAAUAAUAUUAAACUUCCUACAACAGCCUGGCAACGAGUGAUGAAUGUUUGAACUGAUAAAAAAAAUCACAGCCUGUUAUAUAGGACAUUAACAACCAUUUCCAUGUGUAUUUUGCACAUUUUAAUGAAGAAAUCAUAUGGCAAUACUAUUUCCUGCAUUUGCCUAAAGAUGUUACCCAUUAGCAUGGACAGUUGUUAAUCAUUUUCCCAAAAAGGUAUCAAAAAGUAAGGAAUAACUGUUUACUUAUUGGGUCUGUUAAGCACCAGACAACCUUUCUAAUGCCCUUGUAAAUCACAAUAUAUCUUCUUAUGUGUCAAAAUAAACAGAGAUCAAAAUUUUAUUCUUGAUGCUUGAAGACACAAACAUGAUAUUACUUGUGAUCUUUUUAGCAUAUCUAUUAUUUACUUAAACAUGGGCAUUGAUGGACUACUGAUUUUUGUAGCCUGAUACACAGAUAUUAGCAACACAUGGCUGGCAAAAUGAAUUCCUUCUCCACCUGGCAGCUCUUUGUAUAAGGUCGAAAUCUGCUCUUGAGUAUUAGGUGAAUUUUUUAAGGCAGAUUUGGGGAGCAUAUUGGGCUGCAGGGAGGGGAUUAAAAGGGAAUUCUUAACUGCUUGAGCAGAAGUUAGCUUCCAUCUUAGUGGAUUCAGCUGUAUGUAUUAGUUCAAAUGUAUCAGACUAAUUUUAUAACAUGAUCCAAUGUGGUGAAGUGGGUUGAGUGUUGACCAGGACUCUGGGAGACCAGGGUUUGAUUACUCACUGGAAACCCACUGGGUGACUGUGGGCAAGUCAAAUGUUCUCACAUCAGAGAAAGGUAUGGGGCAACUUCAUUUGAAUAAACCCUUGACACGCCCCUCUCAAAACUACCAUGAUAGAUUCACCUUUAGAGGAAAAUAAUUUGAGGGCACAAUACAAAAAUGACAAUACUAUCAUGAGGACAAAAAGAGAAAAAAGAAAAUUAAGCUUCAUUUAGUAGAAGUCUACAACCUUCAUUCACAGAUUAUAGAAUCAAUAGGAAAUGGAAAACUUAACUAUUAUUGAGCUUGAUCUCCUCUGAUAAAUUAGUUUUCUUUGGGUAGAACUUACGAUGAAAAUAACUAUAACUGAUAUGUAUUAAUGUGAUUAUUCAAUCUUUCACAUUUCUAUGUUAAAGAAAAAGCACAAACAAUACACGAAACAACAGAAUUAAACCAAAAACACCAUAAGAAAAUAGUUUAUUGGACAAAAAAAGAAAUGGCUGAAAAGAGGUGAAAGCUGCAACCUUACAAAAUGUGUUCCAAUGGCAAAACUAUGAGCAGCACAUGAUUUCAGAGAGUGCCAUGACAUCUCCAAGGACAAAUGUUGCCUGAAGCAAGAAGUCACAAACUGGCUUAGAAAUUUGCAGCAGGGAAGAGAUUUGUGGAAGAUCUGAGAAAGCGAAGACAGAAUUAUCUGUUUCCUUUCAGGCAACUUUUCUUUGUAAACCCAUUUUUGCUGAGCUGCCAUGUGCCUCAGAGGGAUAGAAAGUUUGGGGGAACAGGACAUCCAGCAGCUUGUGUGUGUGUGAUUUCAUUUUUGACAAGGAAAAUGAAGCAAAAGGUUCACAAUACAGUAGGGCCUUUACUUAUGCAAAAGUGGAAAACCCCACAAAUUAAAAAAAUGAUAUUAUAUGCAAACAUUUUAUCACAGAUUCCGGGGAUGAGAGGCUGUUUUACCUGUACUACAUAAUGCAUAACAAGAAAGAUAUAAUGGAAUGAGGAUUUAUGGUACUUUCAUUAUCAGGGCUGACAUACAAAUGCAUGAUCAGAUUCACUUUAGAGCAGUGGUUCCCAACCUGUGGUCCAUGGACCACCAGUGGCUCGCAAGAACUAAAAUAUGGUCAGCAGCAUCACUAUUACUACACUGUUGCAGGAGAGCGGCUGGUCUCGCAAAACCCUCUUAUAAUGCUGAGGCUUAUUAAAUACGAUUUUCUGUGGACAAGCAGAUGGAGAGUACUGGAUGGCAUAUGUUCUGUAUCAGAAACUAGAGCUGAUGUGGCCUAUCCAAUGGAAUUUUCUGAAUUAGCAACCAAAUAACUAAACCAAAUCUAAAGUUGACUAAAAACUGAUUCGUAACCUUUUUGGUACUAAUGUUGGAUAGUGGUCCUUGGUCAAAGUGGUCCCUGGUCAAAAAAAGGUUGGGAACGACUGAUUUAGAGAAUAGAGAGAAUAUAUAAGCCAUAUAUACAUUUUCAAGAAAUAAAACAGAACUGUAGAUGAGGCAUCUGAUGAUCUUCCACAUUUGUUACUCUUUUGGACUUUUACUCUUCGAUGCUGUAAUUUUGAAAUAUACCAGAGGGCAAGUACUGUUAAUCCCCCCCCCCCCCCCAGCUCCAUUUGUGGAUUUGAUUAUGGGCUGAUUUGAUUAAUAAGUUUUCUCUUGGUCCUCCAGUAGAAGUUGACCAUAUAGUUGCAUUGGAAGACCUACAGAUCCUAGAAAGGUAUUCUCUCAGGCUGGAUCUACACUAUAUCCCAAUUGCUUUGAACUAGAUUAUAUGAGUAUACUGCCAGAUAAUGUAGGAAAAUCUGGGAUCAGAUCCUGGGAUAUAGGGCAGUGUAGAUCCAGCCUCAGGUUUAAAAAACAAGGGCAAGGUUUCUUUGCUUUUUUCACCUUUUCCCCAUUUUCAUGGGGGACCUGUGCCCUAACUCCAGCAAAUGUGAUGAGCCAACUCUAUUUAUUUUUCUUAUACUGUGGUCAUUGGAGAAGAGGAAGAAAAAAGUAGAAAUGUAUUAACUUGAUAUUCAAGAAGAAAUAACCAUGGGUAUUUUCAACAUUUUCUUUAAAUACCAAUUAAUAAUAUUAUAAAUUAAAUGAAAAAAUAAGAUAAAUAGCUUAACAGAAACAUACAUGAUUCUAACAAAUUUAAUUUUAAUGUAAGUUCUGAUAAAAUAUACUGGGUUCAGGAUACUAAAUGCAAAGCAGCAUGGCAUGCCUAUUGGUUGAGUUUAAUAGCUAUUUCAUAGUCAUUUGUGAGGUGUGAAAAAUAUAAUAAAUCUCCCAAAGGGAGGAAGGAAGUGAACAUUUGCAGUGUUGAUCUAAGAUGCGUGGUUUCUAUAAAUAUGCUGGACUUUUACGUAUGAUGCUAAUCUUAGCCAUAUAGUGACAUAUUAUAAUUUUAAUUACUAUUUGAGAACAGUCCAGUUAAAAAUCCCAAAGCACUUAACACCGGCACAAAAAAUAUUUGACAAACAUUAGAUCAUCACAGAUUAAUGUCAUUUGCCUAAGAGAGGAGCAUAUAAAUUGGUCUGCCUCCUUGGAUUCCAUCUACAGUAGUCCUCAUCUUCUUCCCUGCUGUUUAAUCAGAUACUAUUCUGCCAAAAUGAAGGCUGUGGUUCUGGGGUUACUUUUGCUCUCUUUCUUCAUGGGCAUCUCUGAAGUAAAAUCUGAAGGGGCUCCAGUCCGACUCUGCGGGAGAGACUUUGUCAGAGCGGUCGUCUUUACCUGUGGAGGAUCCCGCUGGAGAAGACAACUGAAUGGCUUCCCAAAUGGCCAUAUCACAAUACAUGACCACUUCCGGUGGCUGCCUUUUGUGAUCAAUAUCUCAACAGGUACUGAGGAAAAUUAUAUCCAGAAGUCAGAAUCCCAAAGCGAAGAAUUCAUCCAGUCAAGGGCUGAGGCUGAAAGAGAUCUGCAAGACCAGCAACAAAAGUCUAUCCAUAAAAGGCAUGAGGAUGUGAUGCGACUCACAAUCUCUUGCUGUGCUGUUGGCUGCAGCGAAAACACUAUAAGUACACUAUGCUAAAAAUGCACCAAUUGCUGAUAUGGAGGCUACUCUACAGCAAUAAUACUUUGGUCUUAAAAUAGGUCUUUUCAAGUAGGCUGCAAAAUUCUCAGCUCUUGUCUACCUUUCCAGAUUGACAAAUAUUGUUCAAUUACUACACUUCAAAUGUAUGAAUAAGAUUUCUGCUCUUUCUUUUGGUUCCUACUUUUGCAAUAAAUCUGAAGUUCACCAGCUGG
This is a messenger RNA of Anolis carolinensis (green anole), 6518 nucleotides long. It is a transcript of the gene insl5, whose product is annotated as insulin like 5. Gene Ontology annotation, molecular function: G protein-coupled receptor binding; hormone activity. The transcript has 3 exons. Lineage: Eukaryota; Metazoa; Chordata; Lepidosauria; Squamata; Anolidae. The coding region runs from base 5881 to 6303 and encodes 140 amino acids. Gene Ontology annotation, biological process: positive regulation of feeding behavior. Gene Ontology annotation, cellular component: extracellular region. The record is from RefSeq and is a predicted model, not a curated record.